CAGGGACCAUAUUAGGGCUCUUGAAGUUGUCAUGUAAACAAAAUUAUAGUGAAGGAUUUGUUUUUAUUAGAUUGUUGUGGGAGGAUGAUAUAAGCGAAGUAGGCUCAACUCCAUAGGUGAGAAAGGCACUUUGUAAAUUGUCAAAUCGUGUGUUCCAGGAAUAUUUUUGGUACCAAGUAAACAUACUGACUUGUUUUACAUCAAGAACCAAAAAUGUGGCAUCAGGGUGACAAAAGGGACAGAGAUCAGGUGGUUUUUGAAUCUAGUCAGGGUGGUUUUACACAAGACCAGAUGGAAGAAAUCACACAGCAGUUGAUACAGACUCGUUCACAGCGUGUCCGAGCCUCUAUGUUUCCAGAGACAUUGGAAGAAGGCAUUGAAAUUCCAUCCACACAAUUUGAUCCAGAGGCACCAACUGCUGUUCAGAGAUUAGCUGAGCCUUCUCAAAUGUUGAAACAUGCCAUUGUAAACCUAAUAAACUAUCAGGAUGAUGCUGAUCUUGCCACCAGAGCAGUGCCUGAGCUGAUUAAGUUAUUGAAUGAUGAGGAUCAGGUAGUUGUUAGUCAGGCUGCAGUGAUGGUUCAUCAGUUAUCCAAGAAAGAAGCUUCUCGACAUGCUAUCAUGAAUUCUCCACAGAUUGUGGCUGCAUUAGUCAGAGCUAUGUCAUCUUCUAGUGAUGUUGAAACCACACGGUCAGCAGCAGCAGCCCUUCAUAACAUCUCAAACCAUCGUCAGGGUCUUUUGGCAAUUUUCAAAUCUGGUGGUAUUCCAACUCUAGUGAAACUGUUGAGUUCACCAGUGGAGGCUGUCCUAUUUUAUGCUGUUACAACUCUACACAAUUUACUUCUUCAUCAAGAAGGAUCCAAAAUGGCAGUUCGUUUAGCUGGAGGCCUCCAAAAGUUUGUAAUGCUGCUCCAACGUAACAAUGUCAAACUUCUUGCAUUAGUCACUGACUGUCUUCAGAUACUUGCAUAUGGAAAUCAAGAAAGCAAGUUAAUUAUUCUAGCUAGUGGUGGACCAGCAGAACUCCUGCGUAUUAUGAGGUCCUAUACAUAUGAGAAACUUCUGUGGACAACUUCUCGGAUAUUAAAAGUUCUCUCCGUGUGUUCCAGCACCAAACCAGCACUAGUGGAGGCAGGUGGUUUGCAUGCUUUAGCCAUACAUCUUGGACAUCAAAGCCAGCGUUUGGUUUUGAAUUGUUUGUGGACUCUCCGGAACUUGUCUGAUGCUGGAACAAAACAGGAAAAUGCAGACAGGCUUCUGCAGUCUUUAGUGCAACUGUUGGAGAGUAAUGAUGUAAAUGUAGUCACAUGUGCUGCUGGAAUCCUGUCCAACAUGACUUGUAACAACCAGCGGAAUAAAGUCGUAGUUUGUCAGAUUGGAGGUAUUGAAGCUUUAGUUCGUGUAAUUUUUCAUGCUGGAGAUAGAGAAGAGAUUACAGAACCUGUUGUUUGCACUCUUCGACACCUAACAAAUCGUCAUCCAGAAGCAGAGAUAGCACAGAAUACUGUAGGACAGAUUAAUGGAAUUCAAGUGAUUGUAAAACUGCUUCAUCCACCAAGUCGUUGGCCAUUAGUCAAGGCUGUUAUUGGGUUGAUACGUAACUUGGCUGUCUGCCCAGCCAAUCAGAUACCUCUUCGUGAGCAUGGGACAAUACCAACUUUGAUCCAGUUGUUAGUGAAGUCUUACAUGGUCACUCAGAAGGAACGAUCUAGCCCUGCAAGUGAGAGUGAUGUUAAUCCUGAUGGUGUUCAGAUGGAUGAGAUAGUAGAGAAUGCAGUAGGAGCUUUACACAUCCUUGCUCGAGACCCUCACAACAGAGCUCUUAUCACGGCUCAUCAGAUUAUUCCUAUAUUUGUUCAACUUUUAUACAGUGACAUUGAAAAUGUUCAACGUGUGGCUGCAGGUGUGCUUUGCGAAAUUUCUGCUGAUAAGGAAGGAGCAGAACAAGUUGAAGCAGAAGGUGCUACUGCUCCACUGAGUGACUUACUGUACUCCAGCAAUGAAGCUGUAGCUGUGUAUGCAGCUGCUGUGUUGUAUAGAAUGUCCCAAGGUAAGCCACCAGAGUAUCAGAAGAGACUUUCAGCUGAACUGACAAACUCUCUCUUUAGAGAAUCUGCCCCUUGGGGGCCAACAAAUCAUGGAAGAGAAGCAAAUCCUCGAAACCCAGAUGAAAUGUAUCGUAACAAAAUGUAUUUGGAAAACCAGGGAGAUAGGUAUGGUGAUGACAGGGCUGAUGGCAGUUAUCCUAAACAAAGGCCGAGACAUGAACGAGGACGUAAUGACUAUGGAGCAGUAGAUUCAACAGUGAUAUUAGAACUGACACCAAUGGUUUCAUCAGCACAUCCAGAUGAAAGUCCUGAUCAAGUGGCAGCUUGGUACGACACUGAUCUAUAAUUGACCAGGACUUUAGUCUUCCUUUUUAACCUUACCACAGUUACUAAGUUUUAUGAAUAAGCAUUAAGUAUUUUACUACCAUGAGCCCUUUUACUGAAAAAAAAAAAAUAAUAUAUAUAUAUAUAUAUGUACACACAAUGUCACUCUGAAAAUUAAGAUUACCUCUGGUCUUUUAAAGUAGAAUAGUAAAACAUUUUUAUGUUUAUGUUUUAAAAUGUGAAAGUAGACAUGAACUUGAGAGUUUCAUAAAGCCAAGGUCAAAAUUAGGUAGCAAUAUGCAUAUUUUCUUUAAGAGAUAUUAAAAAAAAUAUUAAAUUAAUGAUCUUUAAAAGUGUAACAAAUGAACAUGAUAAAGGAUGUUUUUUUUUAAAUGUGUUAGUAGCUAACAGGAAUAGGAGUGAAUUACAAAUCAAGACUUAGUAUAGCCUAACAAGUUUGAUUAAUAUCUAAGAAAAUCAGACUUUUGGGUUUAAUUAUCAGACAUGUCAAAUGUUGUUAAUGUUAGUUACAGUAUAUUAAUGAAAAUAAAAAUUGUUAUGUACUCUUAUAUUGAUUGUAACAGUCUUUUCAAACAAAGUAUGUGCUUUUUCAGGCAUUGUAGAAGUAGUGAAAAAUACAGAUUGUAGUUUACUUGUGUAUUUAUUACAACAGUGUUAAAACAUAAAAAAAUUUUAUUUUUGCAAUGUAUUGUGAACUGAAAGCAUCAUAAGUUCUAAACAUACUGCCAAUAUAACAGCUUUCUGAUGUACAAAAAUUGUUAAUCAAAGACAACUGUUAAAAGAUAAUAUUUUGACAUUCUUAAAUUUCUGGAGGCUAAGAAUCUAUUUUCAGUAAAAGGGCUACUGAUUUAGGAUAGAGAUUAUUAAAUGUUUAGAGAAGUGUAGUUGUGUUGAAAUCUACUAACCCUAUUGCUAAUUUGUUUAUGACAUAGUUAAACUGAUUCCUUUUCCUUGCUUAGAAACUCAAAAGAAGGCAUAAUGCCACCAGAUGAUAAACAUUUCCAAAGUACUUUUUGAUUGGAUGAGAAAUAAUGUAAAUUUUGACAUACCUGUUUAUGGUAGCUGCAUAUAAAAAUUAAUGAUAUCAGCCAUAAUGCUGAUAGUUUUUGCUGUAUUAUGUAGUAGACACUAGAAUUAUGAAAUCGUUUACUUCUUGUUGGUACUUGUUGUAUUGUUAGUUUUCACCAUUUUUAAGUCUGAACUAUUUGUAUCAUAAUGAAAACUAUGAAAGGCAUUGGUCAGUAUUUUAACCCUCAAGUUUUGUGUCUACUCUUUGAACUUGUAAUUUACAGCAUGAAUUUAAAGAAGUAUUUAUGAAUUUCCAUAUUGCUGUUAAGCUUUUAAAUAGACCAAAUUAAUGACCUGUAAUAUCUUGCUAAGUUUAUUGUAGAUGUUGUUAUGCAUGUUGUCUUGUAAAAUCAUAUAACGAUGUGUAACUGUAUAAUAUCAAUGGUAUGUUAUUGUGUAUAAUAUCAUUCUUACUAUACAUGUUUUAUGUAAAUUUGAUUGAAUCGUGGUGGUGCAGUAUUCUUCAGAUUACUUGUUGCUCAUCAGUAAUAAGUAUUUUUAAUGUGCUUUUUGAGUGUAGAAUACUUUAGAUUUCUUACUUAAGUAAAUAUACAAAAAUACUUUGAAUCAUCAAUUCAGCUUUAAAAAGUUAUUUUAUCCAAGUAUUGAUUCUGUAAAAGCUUCUUAUAUUGAACAUUUUAAAGAAAUUUGCCAUUUAUCAGUUUUCUCUACCAAAAAAAAAUAGUUCUUAUAAGCUUUUGUUAAUAUACUAUUAAAAGUAAAUAGCUUUUAUUCCAUUUCCGUACUUAUAUUUGUUUUAAAGGUGUAAAAUAUUCCAGUGUGUUUCUUCCCUUUUGGGACCAAGUAUGUUUAUUUUGAUAUUGUGGAUAUUGUGUUAAGUGAAUCUUUCAGGAGAACACUUAAUUAUAAAUCCUGAAAGUUGUAAGCUUAUUCAAGUUUAUUGUUUGUUAGGCAUUAGAAACUUGAUGUAAUAUUUGAUACUGCUGGAAGAUGUAUGAAGCCAGAUGCUUCACUAGUAAAACAAAAUGUAACAUUUUGGGACAAAAAGAAAAACAUAUUGUUAGCUUUAAUGUAUUCAGUUUACAGUUGAAUUCAAACAUUAUCUUGUAAAAAGUGCUACACAGUGAAACAGAAAAUGACAAAACAACUUUUGUAUUCAAGAUAGGACUUGGUAGAGUUGUAAAUCUGAUUCCAGUUUAAUCUCAGAAUUGGUAUCCAAUGCCUUGUCUGUAUAUAUGUUGUUGUUUUUUCCAGUAUGUUCAGGAACUGGGAAUACUUUUAAAUUUAUUUCGUUUCAAAAACCCUGUAAUAGAACCUGAGAGAUUAUCUUUGAAAGUGAAAACCUCUUAAGUUCUAGAUAGUUUACCUAAAAGCUUCUAUUCUUCUAAUAAACUGGUUCUUAAGAUCCAAGCUAACAUGCUUUUGGUUUCAGCUACUAUAGGUUACAUUAUGUAGGACUACAGAGAAAGAAAUGACAAAGGUAAUUAAUAUUUGACUUGGCUGGAGGAUGUUGGUUUGUGAACUGUAUGCUUAAGUUAACUUUGUAUGAGAAUGACAGUUUCUGAACUGUAUAUUUAAGUUGACUAGGCUUGAGAAUGAUAGUUUGUAAACUGUAUAUUUAAGUUAACUGGGCUUGAGAAUAUUUGUAAAACUUAUAAAAUCAGUUCGAUGUAAGAAUGUAUGUUUCUUUGUGUACCCUGGGACCAAACAAAUGUAAAUUGGCAAUUUGCUUUUUUUUUCCAAUAAUCACAAUGAGAACUAUUGACAAGGGGCUUUAUAAUCUCUUAAUCUAAUUAUUUUCUGUAUAACUACAAAGGGAAAAAAAGUUCAAACCUUAAAUUCAUUGGAUAUUUUUUUAGGUUAAUAGUAGAAGCACAACCUUAUCAUUAGUGCUGAAGAAUGUUGUAUAGCUCAAACAUAUGUUAGAUCAAAUGUUUGUGUACAGUAUUAAUUUUGAUAACAAAAAAUGUGAGCUUUAGUUUACAAUGUUUGUUAGUUUAAGUUUUUUUUGAAAUACAUUUUAUUUUCCUAAACUUUUCUUUGGGUUUUAGACAAUGAUUUGUAAUGUGAGUGUUUGUCUUGAACAUUUAACAACAAGCAAAAAAAUGGAUGAGUUGUUUUGGAAGAAUGAUUGUAAGUAUAUACAUUCCAAGGAAAUCUCCUGUACUUCAUGUUGUUUAAGGUUAUUCAGACAUUAGUUAAUUUCAUUAAAAUGCAAGUCAUUUGUCUUUCAGAUAAUCAGUUUUGUUUGUAAUGAAGUAAAAAUACAGCUUUAUAUAUUCAGGAGAUAGAGGUAAUUGUACUUCCCGAUACAAUCAUUAUUUUAGAGACUGAGCUGAGCAUGUCUUAGUGGCUAGCAUUCCGUAGUAUGGAUCUGAGGAUGCAUGGUUUGCCUUCUGUUACUGAAAAACCAUUCCUCUGCAUUUUGAGGCUGUAGGUGAGUUAUGAUAGUGAACAGUGCUGAUCAAAUCUUACAAUUCAAUUAAAUUAGCCCAAGAGUUAGCAGUGGAUGCUAUUGACUAGCUGCCUUCCUCUUGUCAAUUGGUUCAAGAUUACGAUGGCUAGUACAUAUAGCACUCAUGUACCUUUAUGUGAACAUCAAUCAACACUAUUUUACAGGUAGCUGAGUAUUUUUUUUGUUUAAUCAUCACUGAACAUAUAAAGCAGGACUUUUGAAACUUUUUUUUUUAGUUUUGUAUGUGGACAUAUUUCACAAGAGUAGCACCUCUGUAGCUGUGGAUAGUAUCAGAUGUGCUAUAAAUAUCACAGUAUAUUAAUUGGCAGUUUAUUUUAGUAACUUAAGUUAAUUUUCUAUUGUAGCAUUUAAAAAGUUGAAUCUGAAGGAAGCAGCAUCCAAGUAGGGUGUGUGAUGGGUUUUUCAUUCCACUGAAAAUACUUUUUUCAAUUGAUGUACUUUAGUUGCAGUGUCUCUGCACACCACUUUAACACCUUAUCUUCCAGUAAGUGCUUUAAGAUGUUAUAAUCCUGAUAACUUACAGCAGGUAAAACACUUGAGAACUUGUGGUCAGGCUACAUGUUCAGCCAGUGAUUUAACAAUAUAUUUUUAAAUUUAAAAAUAUAAUAAUCUAUAUAAAAUCCAUGUGACUUAAGUUUUCCUCUUCACAUAAUACAGUGUACUAACAGCACAAGUAGACUUUGUGUUGGCUAGCACUUUUGCAGGAUCUGAUGUAAUGUCAUUCACUAUUUUUAAUGCAGCAUGUUUAGAUUGUUAGAUCAUUUCUUUGAUGCCUUUUUGGUUUUAAAGUUACAGCUCUGAGAGCUUUAACUGUUUCUGCUCUGCAUUGUAUAUAAAGUGAAUUGUAUUAUUCCCUGUUGUUUAGUGUAGAAAGAGCAGUACCACGAUUGUUUUGUAAGUUGUUAGCUACAGGACUUUCUACUGUUUAUUGAAGUUAUAGCUGUGUAAUGUUCAUGUAGUAGCUUUAUAAAAGAAAGUUAGCUUGGCAGGGUCUGACAGCACUUGUAUGUUACUGCUUUAAGAACUUGUGGUGAUGUAACACUAAGAAACUUUUGAUUGUUAGAGUAUAAAAUCAAUCUGUAACAUCAUAACUUAUUAUUAGAACAUUUGUUGAGGCUGGAAUACUAACUUUGUGGCUUUGAGCUUGCAUUGUGUGAGUCUAAAGCAAGCUAUAUGCACCAGUUAGUGAACUUCUAACUUUUGAGUUUAAACAAGUUUCACAUUGCUGAGUUUGUGGUGAUCUUGGAAUACUAACUUUUGGUGAGCUUUUAACACUGCAAAGUUAUGUGUGGAAGAGCAUGUGUCUAACUCUGAGUGUAAGAUACAAUUGAAUGGUUUAAUGUGUUAUCCUAGCCUAAAGUUGUCGUUGUACUGCAUAGUAAAUUGUAAUAUCUUCUUGAGUGGUAGUGUGAACCUGUAACACAUGAUAAGUUAUGUGUGGUGGAGUGUAUCUGGUUGUGAACAUAGCAAUUUUAUAACAUAACUUUGUUAACACAAUAUUGGAUAACUAAAUUCCGUGAUGAUCCAGUAGAAUAGAGUUAGGUUAAGUUUUAAGUUGUUUCUGAAAAAAGAUAACGAAUGAUUAAAUGAGUAGUUGACCAUUUUCAUAUAUCACUGAGGCUGUGGCAUAUACUUCCAUAAACCACAAUCAAAGUUAAACCAAAGACAACCAGACUGUACAAAGUAACUAACUAGAUCUGGUACGAACUGGUAAGUAUAAUGCUGUUGUCACGAUUGUAUUUUAUGGAUUUGUUAGAAAUGUGUUAAGACUUUAGAACUUAUGGUAUAUAGUGGUGUUUUAAAUAUUGGAGUUAAACUGGUGUUAUAAUUUAAAACUUAUUGAUCUCAAAUUAUUUAUUGUUAAUGUGUGUGUAUUUUUGUACAGCUUUAGACGUGUUGAAAGGAUUAAUAAAGUUCAUUCAUUGA
Molecule: messenger RNA, 7827 nt
Organism: Limulus polyphemus (Atlantic horseshoe crab)
Lineage: Eukaryota; Metazoa; Arthropoda; Merostomata; Xiphosura; Limulidae
Product: catenin beta-like
Exons: 16
Coding region: 214-2397 (727 amino acids)
Biological process (GO): cell adhesion; positive regulation of transcription by RNA polymerase II
Cellular component (GO): adherens junction; catenin complex
Molecular function (GO): alpha-catenin binding; protein phosphatase binding; cadherin binding
Source: RefSeq, a predicted model, not a curated record